CGUGAUUCGCUCUGCGCUCGGACGUGACCGGAAGUAGCGACGUGACGUCAGCGGGAAAAGAUGGCGGCGUCCAUGAAGUGAGAGGGCAGAAGGGGCGCAGAAUGAGAGGAACGGCAGCAAUGUGCCUGGCACAGAUCCACAGAACGGUUAUCGGGUCACCAACCGCGUGCCGACUACUCCAGAUAUGCUGCAAGAGGAACCAUCGCUGGCUUCUUUUUCAUCCAGCUAAAUGCAAGUAUGUGACACAACAUGGGGCUCUAUGUCAGCGAGCGAAGCCCAAAACAGACUUGGGCGACUCGGCGCUUCAGGAAGAGAAAAGAAUGAGGGAGGUGAAGGCGACAUCCAAUGUACUCAAUGUGCCAGACAAAGAUCCUUCCAAAGACACAGCCGCUCCAGAAGAGCGAGCCGCUCCAGAAGAGCGAGCUGCUCCAGAAGAGCGAGCCGCUCCAGAAGAGCGAGCCGCUGGUGACAAACUCUGCGAUCAGUUCCCCACCUCAGAGGACAGCAGAGGCUGGAAGGAGAUCAAAGUGGACCUGUCUACCCUGCCUGGGAUUUUCGCUCGACUGUCAAAGAUCAGACUCUCAGCCCUGGUGGUGAUCACGGCAUCAGCUGGCUAUGCCAUGGCUCCUGUGCCCUUUGACCUCAGCUGCUUCCUAUUGGCCUCUGUGGGAACCGGCCUGGCCUCCUGUGCAGCCAACACCAUCAACCAGUUUUUCGAGGUGCCGUUUGACUCCAACAUGAACAGAACAAAGAGCCGGCCGCUGGUACGGGGGCAAAUCAGUCCUCUUCUGGCGGUGUCCUUCGCUGCAGCGUGCGCCAUCCCCGGGAUCUCCAUCCUGACUCUUGCCGUUAAUCCUCUGACCGGGGCUUUGGGUGCCUUCAACAUCUUCCUGUACACCUGCUGCUACACUCCCAUGAAGAGGCUGAGUAUCGCCAACACGUGGGUGGGCUCCGUGGUGGGUGCCAUACCGCCCAUGAUGGGCUGGACCGCUGCAACCGGCAGUCUGGAUGCUGGUGCUCUGCUGUUGGGCGCCAUCCUCUACUCCUGGCAGUUCCCUCACUUCAAUGCUCUGAGCUGGAACCUGCGAGAAGAUUAUUCCCGAGGAGGUUACCGGAUGAUGUCCGUCACUCACCCAGACAUGUGCCGGCGGGUGGCCUUGCGGCAUUGCCUCGCUCUCAUAGGACUGUCUACCUUGGCCCCGGCCUUGGAUGUCACCACAUGGAACUUCCCCAUCAUCUCCCUGCCAAUCAACUUGUACAUCUCCUACCUGGGAUAUCGCUUCUACCGGGACGCCGACCGCAACUCCUCCCGCAAACUCUUCUUCUGUAGCUUGUGGCAUCUGCCCACCUUACUGCUGCUCAUGCUAACCUGCAAGAAGUCUGUGGUGGGGAAAAAAGAAAAGGAGCGAGAUCCCAGAUAACUGGGAGAGGACAGAACUCUGGGGUUCCCCGAUCACUGAAUACUGUAUAUGUGGUGGGUCUGCUGGGAUGACCACACCGGACUUGUCUGACAGAACUAUUACCUACCUCCUCCAGGCGACGGACACGUGAAAGUAAUCAGAACCGUAACGCUCUCCGGCACGAGGAGUAAACAGAAGUGUAUUUCAGGGACACAUGGCCAACGUCAAUCUGCUGCUUCUCUGUGUACUUUUCCAAUAAACAAAGUGAAUUGAUGGUGA
Messenger RNA from Rana temporaria (common frog), 1679 nucleotides. RefSeq names its product protoheme IX farnesyltransferase, mitochondrial. Gene Ontology annotation, molecular function: protoheme IX farnesyltransferase activity. The record is from RefSeq and is a predicted model, not a curated record. The transcript is spliced from 7 exons. Lineage: Eukaryota; Metazoa; Chordata; Amphibia; Anura; Ranidae. Gene Ontology annotation, cellular component: mitochondrial membrane; mitochondrion. The coding region runs from base 102 to 1421 and encodes 439 amino acids. Gene Ontology annotation, biological process: heme biosynthetic process.